AGCCCACUCCCUCCUCCCCUCCAGGCUGUGGCCAUCGUCUGCGGGUUCCUCAUCGUCAUCCUCCUCUGCCUCAUCUGCUUCUUCGCUCACAAGACGCGGAGCAAGAUCUGGAAAUACGGAAAACCAAACAUCUACUGGGACAAGGUGCCGGUGGUCCAGGAGGGUCCCAACGUGGAGGAGUGGGUGAAGAACGUGACAGACGGGGCCAGCGCCCAGGACGAGACGGCCACUCUGGCCUACUCGGAGAAGCCCACGAGCCCCAUCACUGCACCCCCCUACAGCCCCCCCUCCUACAGCCCCCCCCCGAACGGCUUCUACCCCUCGGGCACCUACAGCACCCGCGGUGACCCCCCGGAGCCGGAGCCGAGCCCUGUGGAGGGGAAGGGGCGGGAGCAGCCCCCCAACCCCAAGCCCCCCGCCCGCCGCGGGCGCCGGCGCCGCCGGAACCCGGAGCUGGACGAGUCCCAGUACGAGACCGAUUACACCACGGCCGUGGAGUCCGGGGACGAGCGGGACCGCGACCAGUGGGCCAGCCUGUACCCCCCGAUCUCCUCGGACGCCACGCGGCAGAGGUACAAGCAGGAGUUCGACUCGGACCUGAGGCGCUACAAGGAGCUCUGUGCCCACAUGGACGCCGUCAACGACCGCCUGGGCCAGCUGGGGAAGCAGCUGGACAGUGUCCCCGAGGACAGCCCCCAGUACCAGGACCUGGCCGAGGAGUACAACAGGCUCAAGGACCAGAAGAGGAGCCCCGACUACCAGAGCAAGAAGCUGGAGACCAAAACCCUGCGCAACAAACUCUUCCACAUCAAGCGGAUGGUGAGCGACUACGACAAGGUCCGGGGGUGACCUGAGCCCCCCCCCAAGGAAAGAGGGGCACGGGGGGUGGGCCCUGUGCUCCCCCACACCCUCCUCUGCAAAGACUUUGGGGCAUUUUGUGCCUUUUGUUGUACUAAAAUCCCCCCCAAAACCGCCUCGGUGCCAAGGCUGGGGGGCUGGAGGCAGCUGCUGGUGUGACCCCCCCCCCCGAACCCUCCCCAGUGUCCCCCCCACCCUGAGUACCCCCCAAGUGCCUUCCCAUCCUGUGGGGGUCCCCUCCCACUCCUGUAAGUAUGUUUUUUUGGGGGGUCUGUACCCCCCCUGGGUGCCUUCACAGGGGUUGGGGUACCAAACUGGGGGGGGGGCAGAGAAAGCCUUGGUCUCGGGGCCCCCCCCCGGGGGUUUGGGGUGGGGGGGAAGAACCCCUUUGGGGACCCCCCCCCGGUGAUAUUUUAUAAGGAACUCUUUGAAACUGUGUAAUAUUUCAAUUUUUUUUUUAAAUAAAUGAAGUGUAUCUAU
Messenger RNA from Neopelma chrysocephalum (saffron-crested tyrant-manakin), 1338 nucleotides. RefSeq names its product occludin (gene OCLN). The record is from RefSeq and is a predicted model, not a curated record. Gene Ontology annotation, molecular function: cis-regulatory region sequence-specific DNA binding. Gene Ontology annotation, biological process: snRNA transcription by RNA polymerase II; positive regulation of transcription elongation by RNA polymerase II. The transcript has 6 exons. NCBI's taxonomy places the organism in Eukaryota, Metazoa, Chordata, Aves, Passeriformes, Pipridae. Gene Ontology annotation, cellular component: transcription elongation factor complex. The annotation marks the transcript as partial.